AUGAUUCAGUUCCAUCGUAGACACCAUCUGAAACAGACGCGUAAUCGAACAACGCUAGAACAACAUGUGGCCGUGCGUAAGGCUAUUAAUGGUAGUAAUCUUCAUAGGUGCUGCUCAUGGGUAGGAACUUCUGAGCUCUGGUGCUUUCUGUGUUCAGUGAUAAACAUUAGUGUAAAAAUAAUUUGCCCUCGAUUAUUCUAUUUCAGUAUACUGGUCGUGGGUCCUAAAUUUAUUCGGGCUAACCAAGACUAUACGGUUGCCAUCAGCAACUUUAAAUCGAAUCUGACCAAUGUUAACUUAAUAUUACGUAUCGAAGGCCAUACGGACGAUGGAAGAAACGUUCUUAACGUAACGAAGAUGGUUAAUAUGCCGAACAAUGUGAAUAAAAGAAUCUUCUUUAAGAUGCCUAAGGACUUAUCAUCUGGAUUCUACAAAAUUAUGAUCGAAGGACAGCGAGGCUUUGCCUUUUACAAGGAAGCUACUUUGGUGUACCUUGGAAAAUCCGAAUCUGGCUUAAUACAGAUCAAUAAACCAGCGUUCAAACCGGGCGAUACAGUUCAAUUUCGUGUGAUUGUGUUGGAUACCGAGCUGAAGCCUCCAUCGCGUGUAAAAACAGUUCAAGUGACGAUCCGUGAUCCUCAAAACAAAGUGGUCCGAACGUGGCCCUCGGCUGAAUUGUACGCCGGAGUGUUUGAGAAAAAUCUUCAAAUCGCGCCAACUCCAAUGCUCGGUAUAUGGAACAUCUCGGUACAGUUGGACGGAGAAGUACUCGUGUCCAAGACAUUCGAGGUGAAAGAGUAUGUGUUGUCUUCGUUUGACGUAGAAGUUGUGCCAACCGUUAUUCCUCUGGAGGAGCACCAAGGACUGAAUCUGACGAUAACAGCUAACUACCAUGUUCGAAAACCGGUGAAGGGUUUGGCCAUAGUGGAGUUGUAUUUGGAAGACGAUAAUUUGUACCAGCAAAAAGAGUUCGAAAUACACGGCAUUCGACAUGUAGAGAUCCGAUUCUUUCGACUCUUGGAGAUGCAGGACGACCAACAAGAUGUACGUGUAAAGACGACUUUCAUCGAGCAGAGUUCAAAUCACACCGUGGUGAAAGAAUCUCAAAUCACAGUCUACAAAUAUAUGUACAGUGUGGAGUUGAUAAAAGAUAUACCUUACUUCCGUCCGGGACUUCCCUUCAAGUGUGCGCUUCAGUUCCGAUACCACGAUGGAACACCUGCUAAAGGUAUCACCGGUAAGGUAGAAGUGAUGGACAUCGAAUACCAAACCAAUGCCACAAGUGACGAUGAAGGUUCGAUCAAAUUAGACCUGAAUCCGACCGACAAUAUAGAAGAGAUGUAUAUAACCUUUUCUAACCAAGACGGAUUCUCUUUUUACGAGCGAGUUGACAAAGUGAGUGGCGUUACGAAUGCGUUUUUAAAACUGGAAUUAAACUCACUGAUUAAGAAGAACAAGUUAUUGCAAUUUUGGGUAACGUCUAACGAACAAAUGACAUUCUUUGUGUACUACGUGAUAUCGAAGGGCAACAUCAUUGAUGCCGGUUUUAUCAGUCCGAAUAAGCAGAAUAAAUAUCCACUUCGCUUUUUUGCCACGGAGAAGAUGAUACCGAAGGCGAAAGUUAUCGUAAUGACUGUAGUAAACAAAACGCUGCUGCACGACGUUUGGGACAUUGAUUUUGAUGAGCUUCUUAACAAGAUUAAAAUGAGCAUUAACAAGCAGGAAGUUAAACCAGGACAGGAAAUUGAGAUUCUCAUGUCUGGACGACCAGGAUCGUAUAUUGGAUUAGCUGCGUACGACAAAGAUGUGUUGGACUUUAACCAGAACCAUGAUUUGUUCUGGAAGGACAUCAUGCGAGUGUAUAACGGAUUCGGCCUGAACGUCGAGAAUGAGUUUGACAAGUUUAGUAGUAUGGGAGUGUUCGUAACGACGUUGGAUGACAUCAAAUUCAAUGAAGCCCACGAUAUGUUGGCACGAGAAGGACUGUAUACAGACAAUCCCAUAACUAAAUUAGCCUUGUACCGGACAAACUUUGCAGAAUCGUGGUUAUGGAAGAAUGUGACCAUUGGAGGGUCUGGAACGAACAAGAUGAUCCAGGUAGUGCCGGACACAAUCACAUCUUGGUACUUGACGGGAUUCUCAAUUGAUCCGGAGUAUGGUUUGGGUAUUAUCAAAAACCCCAUUCAGUUCACAACGAUUCUACCGUUCUACAUCGUUGAGAAUCUUCCGUACUCCAUCAAACGAGGUGAAGUCGUCGAAUUGCAUUUUACACUGUUUAACAAACUUGGAGAAGAGUACAACGUAGAAGUGACUCUGUACAACGUGUUCAAUCAGAUGGAAUUUGUUGGACGACCUCUGGAAGAUGAAAGUUACACGAAAUCCGUGAGCGUUCCCCCCAAAAUUGGUGUUCCAAUCUCUUUUCUGGUAAAGGCACGAUCACUUGGAGAGAUCACUGUACGGAUUGAAGCUACGAUCAAGUCUAUACAAGAAAGGGAAGGACUGGAGAAAGUGAUCCGAGUUACGCCAGAAAGUUUGCUACAGCUAAAACAGGAAUCUCGAUUGUUUUUCUUCGAUACAAAGACCAAUCCUACCUUCCUUAUUAAUUUAGAUAUACCAUGGAGGAAGGUAGACAAAGGUUCGGUAAAGAUUAUGUUCCGAGUGAAUCCCAAUCUGCUUCAAACACUUACUAUAACAAACUUGGAUGAUUUGCUUACUGUCUCGUAUGGUAAUGGAGAGGAAAAGAUGGUUACCUUUGUACCAAACAUUGUUGUGCUCGAUUACUUGCAUGCUAUUGGUUCGAAGGAACAGAAUCUCAUCGAUAAAGCUACCAGUUUGUUGCGCCAAGGGUACCAAAAUCAGAUGCGUUAUCGUCAGACAGAUGGUUCAUUUGGUUUGUGGCAAAAAUAUGGUGGCAACGUCUUCCUAACCGCUUUCGUCGCGAAAUCGAUGCAAACUGCGUCGAAAUAUAUAAGCGAGGUUGAUGUGGCUAUGGUCGAAAAGGCUUAUGAUUGGCUUGCUUCAAAGCAACACAGCUCGGGAAGAUUCGAUGAGGUUGGUUACGUGAUGUACCAAACAAUGCAAGGCGGUCUACGUAAUGGCAUUUCACUGACAUCUUUCGUGGUAACUGCACUUCUUGAGAACGAGAACGCCAAAGUGAAGCACGCGGCAGUGAUCCAAAAGGCAAUGAAUUACCUUAGCAGUAAGGUGGAAGACAUCCAAAAUCCUUACGAUCUGUCCAUUGCGACCUACGCGUUGAUGUUGUACGGACAUGAAAAGAAGACUACAACAUUAAACAAGCUCAUCGGUCUUUCUACUCUCAGAAAUGACGGUAACGAUAUGGAACGGUACUGGAACACGAUGAACAGCAUAGAAGCGACCGCUUACGCGUUGUUGUCAUUUGUACUAGCGGAGGAGUAUGUGGAAGGUAUUCAGGUGAUGCGAUGGCUAGUGAAUCAACGAUACGUUACCGGAAGGUUCCCAGGCACUCAGGACACCUUCGUAGGACUAAAGGCACUGACAAAGUUGGCGGAAAAAAUCUCUCCCUCGCGGAACGACUACACCAUACAACUGAAUUUUAUACAUCGUAUGUCAACAAAAUUGCCAACCAAACAUUUUCGCAUAAGCUCGCAAGACAUCAAUAUUACCGACUUCGAGGACAUACCUGAGGACACAAAGUCUGUGGAGACCACUGUUGGAGGAAUCGGAACUGGAUUGUUGCAGGUGAUCUAUCAGUACAGUUUAAAUCUCGUGGACUUCGAGCACCGAUUUCACCUGAAUGUAACGAAACUGAGUUCUGACUACGAGCUGCGGCUGACGGUAUGUACAAGCUUCAUUCCACAAUUGACGGCUCAGCGUUCGAACUUGGCGCAUAUUAAAGUUGCUUUCCCUAGUGGAUACGUUGUCGAUCAGAAUCCGAUCAGCGAGCAGACUUCCUUCAAUCCAAUAUGGGUGAGAUGUUCUUUGAAAAUGAAAAAAAAUAAGCAAGACCUCUAACCAAUGCAACCAUUUACAGAACACCGAAAUUAGGUACGGCGGCAGAACCG
Molecule: messenger RNA, 4043 nt
Organism: Anopheles funestus (African malaria mosquito)
Lineage: Eukaryota; Metazoa; Arthropoda; Insecta; Diptera; Culicidae
Product: CD109 antigen-like
Exons: 9
Coding region: 1-3993 (1330 amino acids)
Cellular component (GO): extracellular region
Molecular function (GO): endopeptidase inhibitor activity
Source: RefSeq, a predicted model, not a curated record